Messenger RNA from Pyrus x bretschneideri (Chinese white pear), 4902 nucleotides. Its product is annotated as eukaryotic translation initiation factor 5B. Lineage: Eukaryota; Viridiplantae; Streptophyta; Magnoliopsida; Rosales; Rosaceae. The record is from RefSeq and is a predicted model, not a curated record. Gene Ontology annotation, molecular function: translation initiation factor activity; GTP binding; GTPase activity.
UAAGAGACAAAUACGCUUAUUUUUCUCGGUCUCUCUCUCCCUCCCCCGGAAACUCUCUGUCUCUCUGUCUCUCUGUCUCUCGAUUGUAAUCCAUUCGAACCCGAUCGUUUUCCUCCGCAAUCCGUCGAUUCUGUUGCUUCUACUCCCUCUACGCCGCCCCAAGAUUUUGGAAGGGGCUUCGAUAAUUGUUGAAACAGAUUAUAAUUUGUCGAAACCUUGAUGGGUCGGAAGAAGCCGACUGCUCGUGACGAUGAGAACCCGCAACCUGCUGCGGGUGCUAAGUCGAAGAAGAAGGCUGUGGUAAUCGAAGACGAUGAGUAUUCUAUUGGAACUGAGCUGUCCGAGGAGUCUCAGGUGCAGGAAGAGAAAGUUGCUGUCACUGGAAAGAAGGGCAAAAAGGGUAAUUCAAAAGCUUCAAAGAAGGGUAGGGAUGAGGACGACCUCGACGAUGUGGGAAAGGGGGACGAGGGCGAAGAUGAGGUUCCCCAAGUUGCUUUCACUGGAAAGAAGAAGGGAAAGUCGAAGAAGAGUGGUGGGAAUAGUGUGGUCAGCGCUUCGAGUUUUGGGCUGCUUGGAGAUGAAGAAGACGGUGUUGAUGAUGAGAAAUCUGGGUUAACUGGUAAUGAUGAGGAGGAUGCUCCAGUGGUGAGUUUUUCUGGCAAGAAGAAGGCUUCGAAAUCGUCAAAGAAAACUGGUGAUAGUUUGUUUACAGGGUCCCCUUUUGAUGCGAUUGGUGAUGAAGGCGAUAGUGAUGUUGAGGUUGUUGAUGGUUCUGUGGGUAAGAGUGAAGAAUAUGAUGAUAGUGAGAAUGAAGAUGAGCCUGUAAUUUCUUUUACGGGGAAGAAGAAGCCAUCCAAGGGUGGAAAGAAGGGCGGGAGUGUGUUUGCAGCAGCUAGCUUUGAUGUUCUCGAUGAUGCAGAUGAGGAUAAGGAUGAAAAGAAAGAUGAGGACGAUGAAGUUCUUCAGAUUACAUUCUCCGGUAAGAAAAAGAAGUCAUCAAAGGGUUCAAAGAAGAGCGGUGGUAAUUCUUUUAGCUCAGCCCUGCUUGAUGAGGGGGAUGAUGAAGAUACUUCAGUAUCCGAACCAACUAGAGUUGGUGAUCACACAGUUGAUGAUGAAGAUGAAUCUGUGAUUGCAUUCACAGGUAAAAAGAAGUCUUCCAAAAAGAAAGGUAAUGAUGUUUUUACUGCAUUGAGUGAAGAUACAGAUGUAAUUGAACCGGAACAACCAAGUAAUGAAACUAAUAAAAGCGAAGCUGAUGAUUCUAAAACUAACAAGAGUAAAGAGGUUCCAGAAACUUCAAAAAGUAAGAAAAAGAAGAAGAAGAGUGGACGGACUGCUCAAGAAGAAGAUGACUUGGAUAAAAUUCUUGCUGAGCUAGGUGAGGCUCCUACAACAUUGACCCCAGCUGAGGCUACUAUGAAAGAGGAGAAAGUUGAGGUUCAACCUGAUCCGGUUGCCCCGGUUGAUGCUUCUGGUGAAAAGGAAGGUGAACAAGAGACUGUGGAGUCUGCUGCCGCCAAGAAGAAGAGAAAGAAGAAGGAGAAGGAAAAGGAGAAAAAGGCAGCAGUGGCAGCGGGGACUGCUACUGCCCCCGUGGUUACUAUGGAUGAUAAACAAGAAGAAACCCAAAUUGAACCCACAGACCCCAAGAAGAAAGAAGUGAAAGGUAAAGUAGCAGAUAAGAAACUUCCAAAACAUGUGAGGGAGAUGCAAGAGGCUCUUGCUAGGCGACAGGAACUAGAAGAGAGAUUGAAAAGGGAAGCAGAGGAGAAACAGAGGAAAGAAGAAGAGGAGCGGCGUAAGCAGGAAGAACUUGAGAGGGAAAAGGAGGCGGCCAGGAUUCUGAAAAAGGAAAGGGAAAAGGAGAAGCUACAAAGGAAGAGACAGGAAGGCAAGAUUUUAACUGCGAAGCAAAAAGAAGAACAACGCAGGCGGGAGGCAAUGAGAAACCAGAUACUUGCUAAUGGGGGUUUGCCUCUCCCUACCACAGACAAUGAGAAAAAGGCUAAACGGCCUAUGUAUCAGAAAAAGAAGACAAAAGCAGCACCCAUUCAUGCAAAUGGUGCAGCUUCUGCGAAGCCAGUGGAAAACCUAGAAGAGGGAGACCAGCAGGACACUAUCCCCGAGCCAGAGUCUGGGGAAUUUGAGGUUGAAGAUGCAGAGUCACUGGAUCUGGAGGAUAAAUCUGAAGUUGCUGAAUCUGUUAAGAAUGGAGUGGAAGAAGAAGAAGAAGAAGAAGAUGACGAUGAUGAUCCUUGGGAUGUUAAGAGCUUUGAUGAUGUUAACCUUUCUGUUAAACGUGGAUUUUCUGAUGAAGAGAUUGACUCUGAGCCUGAACCUGUUGCAAAAAAAGACAUAAAGAGUUCAGGUGCCAAGCCAUCAGUUUCUGCUCAGAAAACCGUUCCUUCUCAACCAAUAAAAUCUCAGGAUGGUGAGGAUAAGAAAAAACAACCUGAUAAUGACGUUGACAAAAGUAAGAAGAAAAGCGUUUCUGUUAAAAAAGAAGCGCCAACUUCUAAUGCUGACCCCAAAGAGAGUGGAGAUAACCUUCGUUCACCUAUUUGUUGCAUUAUGGGCCAUGUUGAUACUGGUAAAACUAAGCUGCUGGAUUGUAUCAGAGGCACAAAUGUUCAGGAAGGUGAGGCUGGAGGUAUUACUCAGCAGAUUGGAGCAACAUAUUUUCCUGCUGAGAACAUUCGUGAGAGGACUAAAGAACUGAAAGCUGAUGCGAAGCUGAAGGUCCCUGGUCUGUUGGUCAUUGAUACCCCCGGGCAUGAGUCAUUCACUAAUUUACGGUCACGGGGCUCAGGUUUAUGUGAUAUUGCUAUAUUGGUUGUUGACAUUAUGCAUGGCUUAGAGCCUCAGACAAUAGAGUCACUCAACCUUUUGAAAAUGAGGAAUACGGAAUUUAUUGUUGCACUAAAUAAGGUGGACAGACUCUACGGGUGGAAAACCUGCCGCAAUGCACCAAUUGUGAAAGCAAUGAAGCAACAAUCUAAGGAUGUACAAAAUGAGUUCAAUAUGAGGCUUGUACAGAUUAUCACUCAAUUCAAGGAGCAGGGUUUAAAUACUGAAUUGUAUUAUAAGAAUAAAGAAAUGGGGGAAACCUACAGUAUUAUUCCUACAAGUGCCAUUAGUGGUGAAGGAAUUCCAGAUUUGCUAUUACUAUUGGUUCAGUGGACGCAGAAAACUAUGGUUGAGAAACUCACUUUCAGCAAUGAAAUCCAGUGUACGGUUUUGGAGGUUAAGGUUGUGGAAGGCCUUGGGACAACAAUUGAUGUUGUAUUGGUUAAUGGUGUGCUUCAUGAAGGAGAUCAAAUAGUGGUUUGCGGCAUGCAGGGACCUAUUGUUGCUACAAUUCGAUCUUUAUUGACUCCACAUCCAAUGAAAGAACUUCGUGUGAAGGGAGCGUAUCUGCAUCAUAGUGAAAUCAAGGCUGCACAGGGUAUCAAAAUUGCAGCACAGGGUCUUGAACACGCUAUUGCUGGUACUGCCCUACAUGUGGUAGGGCCUCAUGAUGACUUGGAGGAUAUCAAGGAAACAGCUAUGGAAGACAUGAAGUCAGUUUUGAAUAGAAUUGACAAGACUGGUGAGGGAGUUUGCGUACAAGCAUCCACUCUAGGUUCCUUGGAAGCAUUGCUAGAGUUUUUGAAAACACCAGCUGUAAACAUUCCUGUUAGUGGUAUUAGCAUAGGCCCUGUACACAAAAAGGAUGUCAUGAAGGCCAGUGUAAUGCUUGAAAAGAAAAAGGAGUUUGCCACCAUCUUGGCAUUUGAUGUCAAAGUUACACCAGAGGCCCGAGAAAUGGCAGACGAUUUAGGUGUGAAGAUUUUUAUUGCUGAUAUCAUCUAUCACUUGUUCGAUCAAUUUAAGGCAUAUAUUGACAAUAUUAAGGAGGAAAAGAAGAAGGAAUCUGCUGAUGAAGCUGUCUUUCCUUGCGUGCUCAAGAUUAUGCCCAACUGUGUUUUCAACAAGAAGGAUCCAAUUAUCUUGGGGGUUGACGUUCUCGAUGGCAUUUUGAAGGUGGGUACUCCAAUUUGUAUUCCUCAAAGGGAUUUUAUUUCUAUUGGGCGCAUUGCAUCCAUUGAAAAUAACCACAAACCUGUUGAUAUGGCGAAGAAGGGGUCGAAAUUAGCCAUUAAGAUUAUUGGGUCAAAUUCCGAAGAACAGCAAAAGAUGUUUGGUAGGCAUUUUGAGAUUGAUGAUGAACUUGUCAGCCAAAUCUCAAGGAAUUCGAUUGAUGUACUUAAAGCGAAUUACCGAGAUGAACUGUCAAUGGACGAGUGGAAGCUGCUUGUGAAAUUGAAGAAACUUUUCGAGAUUCCAUGAGAAAAGCUAGUGCUAUAUAUCUGAGCAAAUUCUUUUUUUGCACGACACUCGGAGGCUUUACUGACUUCAGCUGCAAUCAGAAAGGAUACCAAGGUUCGUUGCGGAUCUAUUUUUGAUCGUAAGCGGCACAAAUACCUUUGGGCACUUAAAUUCAAGGCAAUCAUAUGUGAAGGGGGAGAAAAAGUUCCGGUUAGCGUUUCCAUGAGGUCAUUUUUCCAAGAGUCCGCAUUGCAUUUUUUGUCCAUGUAGCGUCGAUACCUUCUUUAGCCACUUUGAACUUUAGUUUCUCUAGAGUUUAUGAUACCACCCUAUGCCGUGGCAAGUUGAUCCAAGUUGAUAUUGAUGGAAGAAAAUAUGUUUUGGCCUCACGCGACCGCUGCUUUGGAUGAGUAACGGUUGAUUUGUCAUGCCGAAACAGUUUUGUUCAGUCCUCUUGGAUAACCCGACAGGAAUGAUCUGAAUUCGACAUUAAAGCUGUAAGGUUGUAGGCACGUAUGUAUGUUAUCGUUGUUUUGCUAACGGUAUAAUACAAGGAAACGUCAAAUAGAAAUUACUCUCUUGGUGCCCUCA